Messenger RNA from Callorhinus ursinus (northern fur seal), 3244 nucleotides. It is a transcript of the gene SSR1, whose product is annotated as signal sequence receptor subunit 1. NCBI's taxonomy places the organism in Eukaryota, Metazoa, Chordata, Mammalia, Carnivora, Otariidae. Gene Ontology annotation, cellular component: endoplasmic reticulum membrane; endoplasmic reticulum. The record is from RefSeq and is a predicted model, not a curated record.
GAGCCCGGAUGAAGAGUAACGCCAUUACCGCCGGAGCCGCGGAGAGCACUGGCGGGCGGUGACUGGACACCGGAUCGGCUGCGCCAUGAGAUACCUCUCCCGCCUGCUUCUGCUUCUCUUGCUCGUGUUCCCCGCUACCCUCUUGCUCCGCAGCGGCUCUGGAGGCUCAUUAGCUACAGCUCAGGAUCUUACAGAAGAUGAAGAAACAGUGGAAGAUUCAAUAAUCGAAGAUGAAGAUGAUGAAGCAGAGGUGGAAGAAGAUGAACCUACAGAUUUGGCUGAAGAUAAAGAGGAAGAAGAUGUAUCUGGUGAACCUGAAGCUUCGCCAAGUGCAGAUACAACUAUCCUGUUUGUGAAAGGAGAAGAUUUUCCAGCGAAUAACAUUGUGAAGUUCCUAGUAGGCUUUACAAACAAGGGUACAGAAGAUUUUAUUGUUGAAUCCUUAGAUGCCUCAUUCCGUUAUCCUCAGGACUACCAGUUUUAUAUCCAGAAUUUCACAGCUCUUCCUCUGAACACUGUAGUACCACCCCAGAGACAGGCAACUUUUGAAUAUUCCUUCAUUCCUGCAGAGCCCAUGGGUGGACGACCCUUUGGUCUAGUCAUCAAUCUGAACUACAAAGAUUUGAAUGGCAAUGUAUUCCAAGAUGCUGUCUUCAAUCAAACAGUUACGAUUAUUGAAAGAGAGGAUGGGUUAGAUGGAGAAACAAUCUUUAUGUAUAUGUUCCUUGCUGGUCUUGGGCUCUUGGUUGUUGUUGGCCUUCACCAACUCCUGGAAUCUAGAAAGCGCAAGAGACCCAUACAGAAGGUAGAGAUGGGUACAUCAAGUCAGAAUGAUGUUGACAUGAGUUGGAUUCCUCAGGAAACUUUGAAUCAGAUCAAUAAAGCUUCACCAAGAAGGUUGCCCAGGAAACGGGCACAGAAGAGAUCAGUGGGAUCUGAUGAGUAAAUGUCCCUUUGUGCAACAAUUCAGUCUUUACUUAACCUGCCCUAAUGUUUUUCGGCCUGAUGGGAGUUAGUGCAGAGAAGCCAUAUCACCAUAGAAGGCAACUACUGCUUAUGUGUGGACUGAGCCAUCAGAGUCUGUGGCGAUAAUAUUACUGAAAAUGCACUGCAUUCAUUUUUCUAAAGUAACAAAUUUGGGUUUUUUUAAGCCAUUAAAAUCUAUGUGUGUGCGUGUGUAUGUCUGUGAGCAGUUGGUGUUACCAGAAUCAUUGUUGAACUACCUGAAGCCUGCCUUUAGAAUACUAAAUAUAAUGCUGUUAUCUCUUUUUGACAUUUUCUGAUAUUUCCCCCAAAACUCAAUAUUUGUCCAAUAUGAUGGUCAGUGUCCUGCCUUAGACUGUUUUAAAGAAAACAGUUUUGUUUCUUUCUUAGAAUUGCUCAAAUCCAGUUGAUGGCGCAAAUUAGUAUUUUGUUACUGUUGCUCUUUUACAACUAGUAUUCUAAAGGCACAAACAGGAGUAGCUGCUUUUUAGCAAUAGAACUGUUUUGGUAUUUUGCUGCUGUUUACUAUAAUGCGCACCUUCAGAAAACUUCCCGAAUGAGUCCAAGGAAUUUGGGGAUUUCUAGCAACAAAAUUGUGAAGCAUCAGAAUUCUGCUGAUUUUGAUAUAUAAAACCACCUCACCCUCUUUUUCUUUUUCUACCUUUUUUUUUUUUUUUUAAGAAACUGGUACAUUUGUGGGACCUGAGUUGUGUUACCCAUUGUUGUUUUAUUUCUGACCCACUUAGUUCUUUUUGUUUUUUUAAUCAUUUUUUCCUUAAUAGGAGUAUCUUGCUUAAGAAAAAUUGUCUGUGUCUAUAGACUAAGCAAAAAGUCAGUUUAUAGGGGCAGAGAUAUAUUACAAGUAAUACUAAUCUGUAAAAAAAAAAAAAAAAAAAAAGCUGGCUAUUUUUUUAAGUAGUUAACCAGUUGGUUUUUAUCUAAUCUUUUGGGUAUUUUGUUCAGAAAAACUUUUUUAAAUAGUUAAUCUGAAGAAUUCCAAAAUUUUAAGCACUUAAGAUCUCAGAAUCAAAAUUAAAUUGGACUUUAUAAAAUCCUGUUAGAGUCACUCUUGUCCUAGGUAGUAAAUUAAGUUUGGCAUUAUUGUCAGACUAGAUAAAGGGUAAAGUAAAAUAGUAUGAACAGAUAAGAGGCCUUUCCCCUCUGCUUUUAAGCCAUAUUCUCCCACAUAUAUUUUGUAAAGAAAUGGUAAAUGAAAUUAUAGUGGCUAUUUAAUUCCUGAUCUGUCUUAAUACAAUGAACUGACCCCUCCCCCCUCGUCUUUAUAAUCCCCACCCAUGCCCACAUGAAACCACAGCAAAACAAGACACACAAACAAAAAAUCUUACCAAGUUCUUUUAAGUAUUUAAACAUCUGAGCCAAAGCCUAUGACAAUAGAAUAGAAGUUAUUAUUGUAUAGUUGUUAAUCACUUUGCAAGUAGGGGCUAAGGUGUCAAAUUAUCUAUAUUGGCGUUGCUGAACUAUAAACAUUCUAUACCUGUAAUAUAAAGUGUUUGAGUUUUUAAUUGGGCUGUAUGAUCAGUAGCUUAUUUUGAAAAAGCUCUAUGAGCUGUAAAAACUGCAUGUUUUUUGUUUAAUGUAAUAUAGGAGACCCUCCUAUAUUCCUUCUCAAGGAAUAUAUUUCAAAACAUUGUUUUGUGAAUUCCUAAGUUUGUGAAACUAUUAGAACAUAACGCAGUGAGGUGUAAUUACAAAAUUUAAAUGGUUUCUAGACAGUUUCAUUGACUACUCGGUGGUACUUAGGCAUUGGCAAAGCCACACUGAGUUACAGGUGCCAGCCCGUCUGACUCCUAAGGAAUUUGCCUUACAUGCUAGCCUUUCCACUGCUGAGGUUCAAAUUAGUGCCUCAGAAAACAUUUGUCAUGUUUUAUUUUUUAGCAUCGAUUGGGAACAGUUGAAAACUUAAAUCCUCAACUGCCAGGGUCUUCUAUAGUAUCAGUAUGUGUUUAGCAGAAAACUAACUCCGUAAUGAAUGGAAUUCAAUUCCACACAUGGUUUGUUCAAGCACACUUAAUAAGUAGCCUAUUUUUUAAAUGUCUUUUUUAAAUGUAAAUAUUUGGAUGAAGUUUUUAAAGUUUGUUUUGAUAUAUUCAUUUGCUACACCAACCAUGGUUUCAGAAUUCACCUUUUGAGCUAAUUGGUUUCAGAAUCUGUAAAAUGAACCAAGAAUCUUGUGUAUCAAACCUGUCACGCAGACAUGUGAGAAUAAUGUGUUCAUAAAGCAUGGAUCUUGCUUUCGUUG